Molecule: messenger RNA, 841 nt
Organism: Pocillopora meandrina
Lineage: Eukaryota; Metazoa; Cnidaria; Anthozoa; Scleractinia; Pocilloporidae
Source: the annotation of a GenBank genome assembly
AGUUCGCCAUGUUUGCUGGUUUUAAACUCAUCAGACGUUAUCGCUUUUGACCUUGAAACUUCGGAAAUUAUUUCCGUUAAAUCGGGUCUGUCAAGGGCACUGACGUUGGAUUAUCAUUUCAGCUUGGGCUACAUAUUCUGGAGUGAUUUGAUUGAACAAAGUAUUAAACGUUUCAGCAUCUAUAAUGAGAAUAUGACAACGGUUAUUGUAAAUACUGGCGUUUGUGCUGGCCUGGCGGUAGAGUGGAGGACAUCUCGAUUGUACUGGACAGACAGUACAUUUAAAAAAAUAUCCGUAUCAGACGUUCAUGGCUUAAACCAACACAGCCUCAUUACGGAACUGGAAGAGCCCAGGGAUAUAGCUCUAGAUCCUGAUAGUGGGUAUGUUUUGACUUAUGAAAGUUAGAGAAAAAGUUUUUUUUUUGUUGCUAUUAUUAAUAUUUCUUAUCUUGCAAUGUGACAGCUUGAUGUUUUGGACUGACUGGGGCCACGGAGUUGAUCCCAAGAUUAUGAGAGCUUCAUUGAAUGGAAGUCAAAUACUUUCUGUUGUUAUGGUAAACCUUCAAGAACCUACCGGCAUUAAUCUCGAUUUUGGAAAUAGACGGAUUUUCUGGGUAAACUCAAGAACUGGCAUAGUGGAAUCUGUCAACUACGAUGGUGGUAACAGGAACGUCCUUUCCCAACAGAGUGGUCUACAACCGUCAGGAUUAGCGCUCUUCCCCUCAUUUCUUUUCUUGACCGUCUGGAAAGCUAUGAAACAACUAGAUGCCAUCACUGGAAAAAUGCUCCACAGCUACAGCAUCAGCGAUGAGAAGCCUAUCGAUAUUGUGCCAUACGAUGCC